Messenger RNA from Clupea harengus (Atlantic herring), 864 nucleotides. RefSeq lists its product as uncharacterized. Gene Ontology annotation, biological process: interleukin-15-mediated signaling pathway; T cell activation; positive regulation of ERK1 and ERK2 cascade. The record is from RefSeq and is a predicted model, not a curated record. The coding region runs from base 1 to 711 and encodes 236 amino acids. Gene Ontology annotation, molecular function: protein tyrosine kinase binding; MHC class II protein binding. Gene Ontology annotation, cellular component: external side of plasma membrane; membrane raft. The transcript is spliced from 5 exons. NCBI's taxonomy places the organism in Eukaryota, Metazoa, Chordata, Actinopteri, Clupeiformes, Clupeidae.
AUGGUGCCAGAAGAGGAGCUGAGUGAAGCAGCCGAGUCCUGGUUCAUUCCGCAUCACAUGGUGAGCCACAACGGAGAAAACAGGAUUGUCUUCAGGUGUUCCUUCAUGUAUAAGGGAGACAACCUCAAUGAGCUGCUGCUGCCUGGCCCCAGCCUGAGUUCCAGUGUGCUUGUCUCUGCUUCCCCCAAUGAGACUGAGAUGGAGGCAGACAGUCAUGUGACUCUCCACUGCCUCCUGCACACACGAGACAACUGUAGCAGAUCAGUGAGAGAUGAAGGAGUUAGUCUGAGCUGGGUGGAUGACACAGGUAAAGAGCUGCAGAACAUCAACAAUCUCCAGAUCAGAACCAUACCUCCCUGUUCCAUCACACUGACUGAGGAGCUCAGAGGUCCAAACCCUGUUCAUACUCGGACAUGCCAGCUGACUGCAGGAGGGCAGGUUCAGACUUCUGUCUCCCACACCAUCAGAGUGAAAGGUGUCAAAUCCACAACUUCCUCUCCCUCUGUAUUGGAAUCCUCUCCCCGAAUGAAAACUGUCUCCACUGCUUCCUCAAACUCAACCUCAGGCCCAUCAGAGAUUGCCAUCAGACUCCCCAUCUUCUUCAUAGUGCUGAUUCUGCCUGGGAUCAUUGCAACUGUUCAUUUAGUGAGAAGGAGGAAGCAGACGUGUAGAGAGGAUCCCCCAGCAAUUGAACUACAGGAACUGAAUUAACAUGGAGAACCCAGAAUGGUCUACAUGACUUUAUGUGAAGACACUGGCUUUAUUUUGAACUUAAUUGAGGAAAAGGUGUCACCUGUUAAUUGGUGUUAAAGUGUAAUUGUAGUUUUGCUUGUGUAAUAGUUUUUGUGGCUGUAUCGACAUCAC